AUGGAGAAUUUACCUUACAGAAGUCUGUGCAAUGCAUUUUUGAUAUCGGUUUUAAGCUAUAUUGCCACUGUUUUGGUUUACAACGCCUUUUUCCACCCCCUAUCAAAGUUCCGUGGAAGUCCUACAUGGGUUGUAUCGCGAGUUCCAUUUAUCUACACUAUGCUUUCUGGGAAACUUCCCUAUCACAUCAAGAAAUUGCACGAUGAAUAUGGUACUGUUUUACGAGUUGCUCCAGACGAGCUUUCGGUCACAGACCCUCAAGCAUAG
Messenger RNA from Botrytis sinoallii, 267 nucleotides. RefSeq lists its product as uncharacterized. Bases 1 to 267 code for a protein of 88 amino acids. The transcript is spliced from 2 exons. The record is from RefSeq and is a predicted model, not a curated record. Lineage: Eukaryota; Fungi; Ascomycota; Leotiomycetes; Helotiales; Sclerotiniaceae.